AUGUGUUGGACAUUACAAGAAGAACCCCCAUCUUCUUUUCUUGACAGCCCAAGAAGCUUAGCCGUCAAUGGAAAUGGCGCUCCUCGUAUCUCUCAGUCUCAGAACCUGACCAGCUCGAAGCUUCUGUACGAAAUCAAGGUUCAUGGAUUCUUGUUGUGGGCUUCAAUGGGGCUGCUGACGCCGAUCGGAGUACUCUCUAUCAGAAUGUCAAACAAAGACCAAUGCCGAAGAAGACUGUUCUAUCUUCUUCAUGUCGCUUCCCAGGUGGCCGCGGUGGCACUGGCGACCGUAGGAGCGAUCAUGUCGAUAAGGAACUUCAACAACUCCUUCGGCAAUUUCCAUCAGAGGCUCGGGCUUGGAUUAUAUUUUGUCGUCUGGUUUCAAGCUCUUCUUGGUUUCUUUCGACCCCCAAGGGGAGGCAAAGCAAGAACACCAUGGAUUGUGGCACAUUGGCUCGUAGGAACACUGGUGGGUAUUUUGGGAGUAAUAAACGUAUACACCGGCCUAAAUGCCUACACUACAAAAACAUCAAGAAGUGCAAAGAUUUGGACAAUCCUCUUCACCAUCCAAACCUCUUUCAUUGUCUUCUUCUACUUGUUUCAAGAGAAGCUGUCUAAUUAUUAUCAUUAUAUCCGAAACCGAGAAAUAUCGUCUCUUCCAAACAAACCAGUGAUCCUCUCCGAUCGAAACGCACCCGGAGACGAGUUCAGGGCGCCGCCGGAGAAAUGCUAAGAGAAAAGUGAUCAGAUCGGUUUCUUCUUGUGUAGAGAAAAGGGUAUGAACUGAAUUGAUAAUUAAGUUGAUCAUAUAUAUAUAUAUGGACUGACUUCUGAUA
Messenger RNA from Tarenaya hassleriana, 835 nucleotides. RefSeq names its product cytochrome b561 domain-containing protein At2g30890-like. Gene Ontology annotation, molecular function: transmembrane monodehydroascorbate reductase activity. Lineage: Eukaryota; Viridiplantae; Streptophyta; Magnoliopsida; Brassicales; Cleomaceae. The record is from RefSeq and is a predicted model, not a curated record. Bases 1 to 732 code for a protein of 243 amino acids. The transcript has 6 exons.